AUGCCAGCAGAACAUCCUUUGAUAACACCAGACACCAAGCCCACAGUGCUAAUCGUCGGUGCUGGUAUUGCCGGACUCACAUUAGGUAUCCUUCUUGAAAAGGCGGGUGUCCCAUAUGAGAUCUACGAUCGUAUGACUGAAGUCAAGCCGUUAGGAUCUGCAUUAGCGAUAGGCUCGAACGUGGCACCAUUGUUCAAACAGAUUGGUAUUUACGAUGAAUAUUCCAGCCUUGGGAAGCAAGCUUUAACAAUUGACCAAUAUAAUGAAGAACGCACAUUAGAGUAUUCGCUGGACUUCAAAGAGUGUGCCAAGAUGGGGGGUUUUCCAGGAUAUAUCCUCUCCCGUUCGGCCUUUUAUGGCUUGUUAUUUCGACAGAUCCCGCCUAACAAAAUCUUCCUAGGAAAGCGGGUCCUAUCCAUUAAGCAGAAUCUGCAGAAUGGUGUCCAAAUCCAGUUCUCAGAUAAGACAGUUGCAGAAGGUGAUAUCCUUGUUGGUGCUGACGGUGCUUAUAGUGCUGUCCGACAGAGCCUCUAUGAAUCACUAAAGAAAGAAGGUCGGCUACCAUCUUCAGAUGACGGAGCUUUACCAUUCACCUCUGUUUGUCUUGUCGGACAGACUAAACCAAUGGAUCCUGAAAGAUAUCCAGACUUGGCAGAUCCCUUCUGUCUUUUCCGAAAUGUUAUUGGGGAUAACAAACCAUAUUCUUGGGGGUACUUAACAGUGAAAGAGAAUAUCUUUUGUUGGGGUGUUACUCAAUACUUGGACAAUAAAAGUUCUAAGGACCAUGACAGCUUCAGAAACUCAGAAUGGGGCCCUGAAGCUACAAUUGAAAUGUGUAAAGAGGUCCGAGACUUUCCAGUUCCUGGCGGCAAGAACAAUGAUAUGACUAUUGGAGACCUCAUCGACAACACACCGCUGAUCACCAAGGUCAUGCUGGAAGAGAAAGUGUUUGAUACAUGGUAUUCAGGAAGGACGGUCCUCAUUGGGGAUGCUUGCCACAAGAUCCAUCCAGCUAGCGGUGCUGGUGCUAUGAAUGCAAUGCAGGAUGCAGUGGCAUUAGCAAAUUGGAUUAGUGUGCUAGAUUCGACGGCAGUCGAAGAAAUGACAGAAGCCUUCAGAGAGUAUAAAGCAGAGCGUUACCCAGUUGCCAUAAAAGCUUUUGAGAAUGGGCGAGCACUAUCCAAGGCGACCGCAAAGGGUUUGAUCGCCAGGAUAACUCGUUAUAUUACCAGAAACUUGCCGACGUGGCUUUGGAAUAUCAUGCUUAGACGCAUGAUGGAGUCGCGACCUCAAGUGUCAAUCUUACCUCUAGUUGAGGACAAAGGGACUGUGCCGCCUAUGUAUCAACCAAGUCUUCAAAAGACACUAGCAAUCAGAAAGGCUAAGGAAGCCGAGCAAGCAGAACAAACAACCGCAGCUGCAGCAGUUUAG
Molecule: messenger RNA, 1431 nt
Organism: Lobosporangium transversale
Lineage: Eukaryota; Fungi; Mortierellomycota; Mortierellomycetes; Mortierellales; Mortierellaceae
Exons: 7
Coding region: 1-1431 (476 amino acids)
Molecular function (GO): FAD binding
Source: RefSeq, a predicted model, not a curated record